UAGGGAAAGGGGAUCGGGGACUGACAACUACCUCCGUUUAGCUGCAAUGUUUAGCCGCGGAGGAUUUACCAUCACACGAACACGUGCUGGGUUUUAUUGGGAAUCAUUUUGUGUUUAAGCGGAACCGACGGAACCGACGCUCUUUCUGUUGUCUGCAGACAGACAGCGUUGUGUUCUGUUGUGUGUCGUUGUGUAGAUGUGGAGUUUCGCGGUUCCUCGUCUGAGCUGCAUCUCUGUCAGGAACCUGUUCACCAUGAGACUGAAGAGCCGAGACUUCCAGGUGUUGUUCACGGAGGGACUGAACGGACUCGCAGAGCUGUUUGACAAACACCAGUACGAGCUCCGGAUCGCCGGGGGAGCGGUCCGGGAUCUACUGUCCGGAAGGCGUCCGGAAGACGUGGAUUUUGCCACAACAGCGACUCCAGAGCAGAUGAAGAGUAUUUUUCAGUCGGCCGGGAUCAGGAUGAUCAACAACAAAGGAGAGAAGCACGGGACCAUCACGGCACGACUGCACAAUGAAACCUUUGAGGUGACAACGCUGCGCGUGGACGUGCAGACGGACGGCCGCCAUGCAGAGGUGGAGUUCACCACCGACUGGCAGAAGGACGCCGAGCGCCGAGACCUGACCAUCAACUCCAUGUUUUUAGGACUAGACGGAACCUUAUACGACUACUUCAGUGGAUAUGAAGACCUGCAGAACCACCGAGUCCGGUUUGUGGGGAGGGCCGAGCAGAGGAUCCAGGAGGAUUACCUGAGGAUCCUGCGUUACUUCAGGUUCUAUGGCCGAGUGGCUCUGAAACCGCACGAGCACGAGCCGCAGACUCUGGCUGCCAUCAAGAAGCACGGUCACGGACUAUCUCUGAUAUCUGGAGAGAGGAUCUGGGCGGAGCUAAAAAAGAUCGUGGUCGGUCAUCAUGCUGCUGACCUUCUGGAGUUGAUCUAUAACAUGGAGCUGGCUCAAUACAUCGGUUUGCCUCCAGGCGGAGAUGUUGACAGUAUGAAAGAAGUCUGGAAGAAGUCCAGAAGCCUCUCUCCGAAGCCGGUCACCAUCCUGGCUGCUCUCCUCCGCUGCCCAGAAGACGUGGAAAAGAUGGACGUCCGUCUGAAAAUGUCCCGAGAGGAGAAAAACCUGGCUCUGUUCCUCGUCAGACAAAGACGGGACCUCUGCAGGGACCACGGCGAGCCGGAUGGCCUCCGACCUUUCACCGACUUCAUCAUUGAUAGCCGGGAUCCAGACACUCAGAGUAAAGUGUGUGAACUGCUAAAGUAUCAAGGAGAGGAGGAGCUUCUGUCAGAACUGAGCUGCUGGUCCAGUCCUCGCUUCCCGCUCAGCGGCCACGAUCUCAGGAAGAUCGGGAUCACCUCCGGGAAAGACAUCGGAGCGACCUUACUGAGGCUGCGGGACAUCUGGAAGAAAAGUCACUACAAGAUGGACAAAGAGGAGCUCCUGUCCCAUAUCAAACUUUAAUCCUUCAGAUGGAGCAUCUGCAGCUGUUUCAAUGGAACGUGGACGGAAUGACGGAUCUGAUCUGGAGAUCCAGAGAGAUCUCGGAGAUUUACAUAAAGACUAUGCAGUUUUGGCCUUCUGUUUAUUUGAAUAAUUUAAUUUAGUUCUGGUGCUUAAUCAACUAAAAGUUUAUUUAAAAGCAAUUUAAGUGUAUUCUGUCAUCAUUGUGCAGUUCAUUAAAGUUCUCUUAAACAGCUGAAA
Molecule: messenger RNA, 1708 nt
Organism: Oryzias melastigma (Indian medaka)
Lineage: Eukaryota; Metazoa; Chordata; Actinopteri; Beloniformes; Adrianichthyidae
Gene: trnt1
Product: tRNA nucleotidyl transferase, CCA-adding, 1
Exons: 7
Coding region: 197-1468 (423 amino acids)
Biological process (GO): RNA processing
Molecular function (GO): nucleotidyltransferase activity; RNA binding
Source: RefSeq, a predicted model, not a curated record